AUGUCUUUCCAACCUUAUUCUACUGUUCCAAACAAUCAGUUUCAGAAUGUUCAGUCCAAUCAAGUACAGGAUUCUGAGUUUCGAUCUGCGCGUGUUCAACUUUCUACAUUGCAGCCGAGACACCAACCUCUGGCACAAGAUACCUCGUUUGGAACCGAACAGAGCAAGUACAGCCGGGAGACAGUCGGGAGAAGACAUCCAAUCUCCCUGCUUAACACUCCUGUUGAGCUCAAUCAGGAGCAGAUGCUGGCUCCCAAUUUGACAUACCAAGGCUCCUCAUCUGAUCCACGACGUGCGGUGAUGGCACUUCGAGCUAUUGGAGAAUGGCCCAUAUCCCCCGAGCCGUCAAAUCAGAGUCCGUCCAUUGAGCAAGUACCUUCUUUGCUUGAGUCUCAAAACUAUGGUAACCAAUAUAGACAGGACGCUUCGACGACUAGUCUUGACUGUUAUGAUGAUGUGAGGAGGAGUGGGAACCGGGAGAUCCAAACUCAUGGAGCGGAUCAUAUGACCCCUAUGAUGCCCCAUGAGGUGAGGCAUUUGGGGACCGACAUAUCCAUGGAGAAGGCGGACAGUCGUGGUGUCGGAGAAGAGACUCCCUGGGGCAGAUUGGUCUGA
Molecule: messenger RNA, 615 nt
Organism: Tremella mesenterica DSM 1558
Lineage: Eukaryota; Fungi; Basidiomycota; Tremellomycetes; Tremellales; Tremellaceae
Exons: 3
Coding region: 1-615 (204 amino acids)
Source: RefSeq, a predicted model, not a curated record